AUGGAGGAGUUAGCAAUUGGUUUAGAGGCAGUGCACCUCUCGGUUGAGAAUGAUGAACAGGAGGAGGAACAGGGGCAGGGUAUGGACAUGAGGCAGGGCAGUCCGAAUGUCGUAGGCAAAUCGGAGGAUGAGGUCCUGAGAGCGGAACGCGAUAAUAGGGUGGUGUAUCAGAGGCGGGAGACAAGAACAAAGAAGAAGUAUGAUCAGGAGCGGGAAGCACGCGAGGAGGAAGAGGCGAAGCGGAGGGUGGAACAGAAGCGUGUGAGGCUCGAGGACCAGGAGCGAGAGGUGAGUGCGAUGGAGGGGGACAGGGAGAGUGAGGAACGCGAACGCAAGAGGGAGGAAGAGCGGAAGAGGGAGGAGGCGAGGAAGGUGUGGCGUGAAAAGGAAGAGAAGCGGCAGAGGGAGGAGGAAGAGCGGAAGAGGGAGGAGGAAAGGCAGGCUGAGCGCAAAAAGGAGGAGAAGCGGCAGAAGGAUGAAGAGCGGAAGAGGGAGGAGGAAAGGCAGGCAGAGCGCGAACAAGAGGAGAAGCGGCAGAGGGAGGAGGAAGAGCGCAAAAAGGAGGAAAGGCAGGCUGAGCGCGAACAGGAGGAGAGGCGGCAGAGGGAGGAGGAAGAGCGGAAGAGGGAGGAGGAGAAAAAGGCUGAGCGCGAAAAGGAGUCGAAGCGGCAGAAGGAUGAGGUGGAGCGGAAGAGGGAGGAGGCGAGGAAGGCGGAACGCGAAAAGGAGGAGAAGCGGCAGAAGGAGGAGGAGGAGAAGGAGGAGGAGCGGAAGAGGGAGGAGGCGAGACAGGUAGAACGCGAAAAGGAGGAGCAGCGGCAGGAUGAGGAGGAGCGGAAGAGGGAGGAGGCGAGGAAGGCGGAACGCGAAAAGGAGGAGAAGCGGCAGAAGGAGGAGGAGGAGCGGAAGAGGGAGGAGGCGAGGAAGGCGGAACGCGAAAAGGAGCAGAAGAGGCAGGAGGAGGAGGAGGAGCAGAAGAGGGAGGAGGCUAGGAAGGCGGAACGCGAAAAGGAGGAGAAGCGGCAGAAGGAGGAGGAGGAGCGGAAGAGGGAGGAGGCGAGGAAGGCGGAACGAGAAAUGGAGCAGAAGAGGCAGGAGGAGGAGGAGGAGCAGAAGAGGGAGGAGGCUAGGAAGGCGGAACGCGAAAAGGAGGAGAAGCGGCAGAAGGAGGAGGAGGAGCGGAAGAGGGAGGAGGCGAGGAAGGCGGAACGCGAAAAGGAGGAGAAGCGGCAGAAGGAGGAGGAGGAGCGGAAGAGGGAGGAGGCGAGGAAGGCGGAACGCGAAAAGGAGCAGAAGAGGCAGGAGGAGGAGGAGGAGCAGAAGAGGGAGGAGGCUAGGAAGGCGGAACGCGAAAAAGAGGAGAAGCGGCAGAAGGAUGAGGAGGAGCGGAAGACGGAGGAGGCGAGGAAGGCUGAACGCGAAAAGGAGCAGAAGCGGCAGGAGGAUGAGGAGGAGCGGAAGAGGGAGGAGGCGAGGAAGGCGGAACGCGAAAAGGAGUAG
Messenger RNA from Closterium sp. Yama58-4, 1500 nucleotides. NCBI's taxonomy places the organism in Eukaryota, Viridiplantae, Streptophyta, Zygnematophyceae, Desmidiales, Closteriaceae. The record is from the annotation of a GenBank genome assembly.